AUGGGUGUGAAGAUGGCUGAACCCGAACCUCCUCCAGUUCCCGACUUCUCUGAUUCGAUAUCCGAUUGCUCCUCAACAACUAUAUCCAUACCUAGCUCCCCACCUCCAUUCGAACCAGCCUUCCUCCCUUACUGGGCCCGCUACGAGACAAAGUGUGCCCAGAACCUAUUGGACUACUCCGACGAACCAAUCGAAUACGAUCACGACGACGAGGACUAUCGUGACAACUGUUUCUUUUUCCCGGAAGACUGCUCGUGGACGCCACCAAAAGAUUGCAUUGCGGAGACAGAUUACAUAUCACUACAGGAGGGACCCCAGACCCAGGCGGAGGAAUACACGCCUUCUACAGGCCAGGAAAGCGACACAAACACAAACACCGACACCAUGAUUCCCGGUCUCCCAGAUAUCAAGAUGCUAGACGCGGAGGCGCUAAGCGACCUCUUGGAAGAUAACCUGUCCCCGCCAGAGAUCACAACGAUCAUUGUCUUUGCAACAAACGGCGCCGUAUUCGCCCACGGCUCUUCCCUCUCCUCACGCCAACUGCGCAACCUCAGCGCAACCUACGGCGCCGCCUACACAUGCUACGCCAAGACAGCCUCAAGCGGGAAUCUAACAGGCGUCAACCCAGCCAGCCACCCCUCAUCCUACGUGACCGCCAAGUCGAUGUCCCUAGGCGACGUAGGCUCGAUCGUCUUCGAACUGGACGACUCCGUCGCAGUGGUAACCCGAAUCGCGGAUAAAGUCCUCGUGGCCGCCGUCGGCCCAUCCAGACUAGACGCGCCGGAGCCGAACGGCGCCCCCAACGCCGACUCUCUCGCCGAUAACGGCAUCCAUGAUGCUAGUAAUGGAACGGCUACACCAGAGGGUUCGCAGGGUGAUAUCUCGCGCACACUAGCUGCUGCGCCUGCUUCUUCGAACUUACCCCACAACGGCCCCGGAGACCCGCAAUAUGAGAUCGAUCGCAGCGCCGAUCUUGCGCGGCUGGCUAGCUUGAACCUCUCCGCCUCGCCGGCCGUCUUGCUUGCGUUGGAAUCGAAAUGCGCUGCGCUAGGUCGAUUCCUCGGAGAGAAACUGGAUGAUCUGGAAAGUCCGGAGGAUUUCUGA
Penicillium verrucosum is the source of this 1104-nucleotide messenger RNA. RefSeq lists its product as uncharacterized. The transcript is spliced from 2 exons. Bases 1 to 1104 code for a protein of 367 amino acids. The record is from RefSeq and is a predicted model, not a curated record. NCBI's taxonomy places the organism in Eukaryota, Fungi, Ascomycota, Eurotiomycetes, Eurotiales, Aspergillaceae.